Messenger RNA from Funneliformis caledonium, 173 nucleotides. Lineage: Eukaryota; Fungi; Glomeromycota; Glomeromycetes; Glomerales; Glomeraceae. The record is from the annotation of a GenBank genome assembly.
AUGAUACUUAUAAAAAAAUCCAUUACGAAAACCAUUUUUGUGACUCUUAAAGUUGAUAUCUAUAGUUAUAUAGUGACUACCUUCGGUAAAAGACAAUAUUCCGUCCCAGAAAUUGUUAGUUUUCCACAGAUCCCACAAGGAAAUUUUGCUAUAUUUGUAUCAUAUAAUUUCUA